Juglans microcarpa x Juglans regia is the source of this 441-nucleotide messenger RNA. RefSeq lists its product as uncharacterized. The record is from RefSeq and is a predicted model, not a curated record. Bases 25 to 438 code for a protein of 137 amino acids. The transcript has 3 exons. NCBI's taxonomy places the organism in Eukaryota, Viridiplantae, Streptophyta, Magnoliopsida, Fagales, Juglandaceae.
UGUCUUCUAGUGAGUCCCUCUCCAAUGAGUGGGCCUAGGAAAUUCCAUGGGCCAGGAAAAAAUCCCCUUACAAUUAUGUUUCCUGCAAAUCUUAACUUGUUUUUGGAGGUGGUCUUUUUAGUUGGAUUGGAGAGGAAAGUCUUAAAGAUAAUGGAAAUGGAGGGCAAGAAGCAGGAAAGUUCACCUUCCUCAAUCACUGCUGAUCGUUUUGGUGCCAAGGAGUCACCACCAUCCUCGUCAUCAGGAAUUUUUGCCUCCAUUUUCCGACCUCCAUUAACGCUGGUUGGGAGGAACUCCUUGGGCAUUGAGAUAAUGGGAUCUUGGCAAAAACAACCUUCAGGAAAUGAAGCAUGGAACAUGAAACAAGGAACUCCAGCUAUCAGUAGCGGGGGUGCAUGCUGUAGCAUACUCAACAAGGACAGGAGUUCAAUUUUCUAAGAA